UAUACUCCUCUCCGAUCUCUUAUUCUUCUCCGGCGACACCUCCCUCUCUACGAAUCUGAAUCAGUUUUGUGAGCUCCAAGGGUUUCAUUGCUAUGAAUCUAUGCUGCUGAGCUUUGAAGGCAGUAGUAGAAUCACACCGUUAAGUUGGUUUUUGUAAUUUAGUUUUUGAUUUGAGGAUAAACAAAUGGGUAAAGCAUCGGGCUUGCUUCUGUUUUUGUUGGGGUUCGGGUUCUUUGUUGUCACAUAUAAUCUUCUGACACUUAUAGUUCACAAUAGAUCUGGUGUGAGUAAUUCAGAUGGAAGUCCACUUAUCGAUCCUGUUGUUCAGAUGCCUCUAAAUAUUAGAAAGGCCAAGGCUUCGCCAGCACCUUUUCAUGUUGCCCUAACAGCCACAGAUGCACCUUAUAAUAAGUGGCAGUGUCGUAUCAUGUAUUAUUGGUACAAGCAGAAGAAAGCUCUUCCUGGUUCAGAUAUGGGAGGCUUCACUCGCAUUUUGCAUUCGGGUAAUCCCGAUAACUUGAUGGAUGAAAUGCCUACAUUUGUGGUUGAUCCUCUUCCCCCAGGUCUUGAUCGGGGUUAUGUUGUCUUGAACAGACCAUGGGCGUUCGUGCAAUGGCUUGAAAGAGCUACCAUCGAGGAAGACUAUGUGCUCAUGGCAGAGCCUGAUCACAUAUUUGUUAAUCCCCUCCCCAAUUUGGCUGUUGGAGGUUUCCCAGCUGCUUUUCCGUUUUUCUAUAUUACACCUGAAAAGUACGAAAACAUAGUUAGGAAGUAUUAUCCAGUGGGGAUGGGACCGGUAACAAAUAUUGAUCCCAUUGGAAACUCUCCUGUUAUCAUAAGCAAGGAAUCACUUGAAAAGAUUGCUCCUACAUGGAUGAAUGUCUCGCUGACAAUGAAAAACGAUCCAGAGACUGAUAAGGCAUUUGGAUGGGUGCUGGAAAUGUACGGUUAUGCAAUUGCCUCUGCUCUGCAUGGGGUGCGCCACAUACUGCGGAAGGAUUUUAUGCUUCAGCCUCCGUGGGAUCUGUCUACCAAGGGGAAGUUUAUCAUCCAUUACACUUAUGGAUGCGAUUACAGCUUGAAGGGUGAGCUGACAUAUGGCAAAAUAGGAGAGUGGCGAUUCGAUAAGAGAUCACAUUUGCGGGGUCCUCCUCCGAGGAACAUUUCCAUGCCGCCUCGCGGUGUUCCGGAAAGUGUGGUGACUCUUGUGAAGAUGGUGAAUGAAGCUACUUCGAAUAUCCCAAAUUGGGAUACUCUCUAACUCAAAUCGACAAAACACAAACUAUAGGGACGAAUCCAUACAUCAAUAUUUUUUGCCAAGAGAGAUUUGCUUUCUCCGUUUACAUCUUUUCUAUAUGUUCUUAUUUUCUGACGAACUCGAAUAGUAAAUUAUGAAAUUCUUGGUUUGAGACAAAACAUACAUGCUCCAUGAUCCUUAGUAAGAGAGUAGAACACUGUUUAUUUUUUGUUUGUUCUAGUUAUCGAUUGAUUUAACAGUGGGUAGCUUAAUUUGUCUGUUCGAGUAAUAAAGAACAAAUGCGUUCAAGUA
Molecule: messenger RNA, 1549 nt
Organism: Capsella rubella
Lineage: Eukaryota; Viridiplantae; Streptophyta; Magnoliopsida; Brassicales; Brassicaceae
Product: hydroxyproline O-arabinosyltransferase 3
Exons: 9
Coding region: 185-1261 (358 amino acids)
Molecular function (GO): glycosyltransferase activity
Source: RefSeq, a predicted model, not a curated record